AUUUCCUCUCAGGGGGAUUACGUAUGGAUGGACCUCAGGACCAGACGGGAAUUCGACGUUCCCAUCGGAGCGGUGGUUAAGCUGUGUGAUUCAGGACAGAUCCAGGUGAUAGAUGAUGAAGGAAAUGAGCACUGGGUAUCUCCCCAAAAUGCUGGUCACAUCAAGCCUAUGCACCCGACUUCUAUCCACGGGGUGGAAGACAUGAUCCGCUUGGGGGAUCUGAACGAAGCAGGCAUUCUGAGAAAUCUCCUCAUCCGCUAUCGGGAGCACCUGAUUUAUACAUACACGGGCUCGAUACUGGUGGCCGUAAAUCCCUACCAGCUGCUUCCCAUUUACUCCCCGGAGCAGAUUCGCCUCUACACCAACAAAAAGAUUGGGGAGAUGCCUCCCCACAUUUUUGCCAUCGCAGACAACUGCUACUUCAACAUGCAAAGGAACAACAAAGAUCAGUGCUGCAUUAUAAGCGGUGAGUCAGGCGCAGGGAAAACCGAAAGCACCAAACUCAUCCUGCAAUUCCUAGCGGCCAUCAGUGGCCAACAUUCGUGGAUUGAACAGCAAGUGUUAGAAGCAAAUCCCAUCUUGGAAGCUUUUGGGAACGCAAAGACCAUUCGCAACGACAACUCCAGCCGGUUUGGUAAAUACAUCGACAUCCAUUUCAACAAGCGAGGCGCAAUCGAGGGAGCCAAAAUUGAGCAAUACCUGUUGGAGAAAUCCCGUGUUUGUCGACAGGCUCAGGAUGAGAGGAACUAUCACAUCUUUUAUUGCAUGCUGAAAGGAAUGACCCUGGAGCAGAAGAAAAUGCUGGGGCUUAGAAAAGCAGCCGACUAUAACUAUCUUUCAAUGGGCAACUGCAUUACUUGCGAUGGUAGAGACGAUAGCAAAGAAUACUCCAAUAUCCGAGCGGCAAUGAAAGUCCUCAUGUUCACCGACACAGAGAACUGGGAAAUUUCCAAGCUUCUGGCUUCCAUCCUGCAUAUGGGAAAUCUGCGGUACGAAGCCCGGAACUACGACAACCUCGACGCUUGUGAGGUCAUCCAUUCUGCGUCCUUGAUAACAGCUGCUUUGUUACUGGAGGUUGAGCCUCAGGACCUGAUGAACUGUCUCACUAGCCGGACUAUUAUUACCAGAGGAGAGACCGUUUCCACCCCACUUAGCCUGGAACAGGCGUUAGACGUCAGGGAUGCCUUUGUGAAGGGCAUCUAUGGCAGGCUCUUUGUGUGGAUUGUGGAAAAAAUCAACGCAGCCAUUUAUCGACCACCUUCCCAUGAGAACAAAAAUGUCCGGAGGUCCAUUGGAUUACUUGAUAUCUUUGGAUUCGAGAACUUCACAGUAAACAGUUUUGAGCAGCUCUGCAUUAAUUUUGCCAACGAGAACCUGCAACAGUUCUUCGUCCGUCACGUCUUCAAACUGGAGCAGGAAGAAUACAAUUUGGAAAAUAUCAACUGGCAGCACAUCGAAUUCACAGAUAAUCAGGAUGCGCUGGAUAUGAUUGCCAUCAAACCAAUGAACUUAAUCUCUCUCAUCGAUGAGGAGAGCAAAUUCCCCAAGGGAACGGACGCCACGAUGCUCCACAAGCUGAAUUCUCAGCACAAACUGAACAUCAACUACAUCCCACCGAAAAACAACUACAACACCCACUUUGGCAUCAACCACUUUGCUGGAGUUGUAUACUAUGAAACCAAAGGGUUUCUGGAGAAAAACAGAGACACACUUCAUGGGGAUAUUAUCCAGUUGGUCCAUUCGUCAAGGAACAAAUUCAUCAAGCAGAUUUUCCAGGCUGAUGUAGCCAUGGGCGCGGAGACGAGGAAGCGCUCCCCGACGCUGAGCGGCCAGUUCAAGCGCUCGCUGGAGCUGCUGAUGCGGACCCUCGGCGUCUGCCAGCCCUUCUUCGUCCGCUGCAUCAAGCCCAACGAGUACAAGAGGCCCAUGUUAUUUGACCGGGAACUCUGUGUCCGCCAGCUGAGAUAUUCCGGGAUGAUGGAGACCAUCCGGAUCCGCAGGGCCGGCUAUCCAAUCCGGUAUACCUUUGUGGAAUUUGUCGACAGAUACCGGGUUCUCAUGCCAGGGGUUAAACCCGCCUACAAGCAGGGGGAUCUGCAUGGAACAUGCCAGCGCAUUGCUGAAGCUGUGCUGGGCAGAGAUGACGAUUGGCAGAUUGGCAAGACUAAGAUCUUCCUGAAGGAUCACCAUGAUAUGCUUUUGGAAAUUGAGCGAGACAAAGCAAUCACAGACAAGGUUAUCCUCAUUCAGAAAGUAGUUCGUGGAUUUAAAGACAGAUCCCAUUUCCUGAAAGUGAGGAAUGCAGCACUAAUGAUUCAACGGAAUUGGAGAGGCCACAACUGUCGACGAAACUAUGAGGCUAUGAGAAUUGGCUUCCUGAGGCUGCAAGCCCUCUACCGUUCCCGCAAACUCCACCGGCAGUACCAUAUGGCUCGCCAGCGCAUCAUUGAGUUCCAGGCACGGUGCCGGGGGUUCCUGGUGCGCCGUGCCUUCCGCCAUCGCCUCUGGGCAGUCUUGACCAUCCAGGCAUACGGAAGAGGGAUGAUUGCCCGCCGACUCUAUAAGCGCCUGAAGGGGGAGUAUCGCCGUCGUCUGGAGGCAGAAAAACUACGUCUGCUGGAAGAGGAGCGGCUGAGGAAGGAGAUGAGUGCAAAGAAGGCCAAGGAGGAAGCAGAAAAAAAGCAUCAGUUACGCCUGGCCCAGCUGGCCCGGGAAGAUGCGGAAAGGGAAAUCAGAGAAAAAGAGGAAGCUCGGCAGAAGAAGGAGCUGCUGCAGAAAAUGGAGAAGGCUCGGAAUGAGCCUGUGAAUGACUCAGAGAUGGUGGACAAGAUGUUUGGGUUUCUGGGGACGACAGCAUCCUUGCCGGGGCAGGAAGGACAGGCGCCCGCCGGCUUUGAGGAUCUCGAAAGAGCUGGAAAGGUACUGGACGAAGACGACCUAGAUAUGGCACUUCCGUUGCCGGAGGAUGAAGAAGAGGACUUAUCCGAAUAUAAAUUCGCAAAAUUUGCUGCCACGUACUUCCAGGGCACAACCACGCACACGUAUAUACGCCGGCCCCUCAAACAACCUCUUUUGUACCAUGAGGAUGAAGGAGACCAGUUGGCAGCCCUUGCGGUAUGGAUUACCAUCCUUCGCUUCAUGGGGGACCUUCCUGAACCAAAAUACCACACCGCAAUGAGCAAUGGCAGUGAGAAGAUCCCAGUCAUGACCAAAAUUUAUGAGACGCUGGGGAAGAAGACCUACAAGAAGGAACUCCAGGCCCUUCAAAGUGAAGGAGAGAGCGCUCAUCUAGAUGGCCAUAAGAAGAGCAGCGUUCGACAGAAACUAGUUUCCCUGACUCUCAAGAAAAAAUCCAAGUUAACCGAAGAGGUGACCAAGCGCCUUCACGAUGGCGAGUCCACCGUCCAGGGGAACAGCAUGCUAGAAGACCGCCCAACCUCCAAUUUGGAGAAACUCCAUUUCAUUAUUGGUAACGGCAUCCUGAGGCCAACCUUAAGAGAUGAAAUUUACUGCCAAAUCUGCAAACAGCUGACCCAAAACCCUUCCAAGAAUAGCCAUGCCAGAGGAUGGAUCCUGGUGUCUUUAUGUGUGGGCUGUUUUGCCCCCUCUGAGAAAUUUGUCAAGUAUUUAAGGAACUUCAUCAUCGGGGGUCCCCCAGGGUAUGCUCCUUAUUGUGAAGAGAGGCUCAGAAGGACGUUUGUCAACGGGACCAGGACGCAGCCCCCAAGCUGGCUGGAGCUUCAGGCAACCAAAUCCAAAAAACCCAUCAUGCUUCCCGUCACGUUUAUGGACGGCACAACCAAGACCUUGUUAACUGACUCAGCCACCACAGCUAAGGAGCUUUGCAGCUUGUUGGCCGAGAAGAUAAGUCUGAAGGACCACUUUGGAUUCUCCCUUUACAUCGCGCUCUUUGACAAGGUCUCUUCCCUCGGAAGUGGCAGCGACCACGUCAUGGAUGCCAUCUCUCAGUGUGAGCAGUUUGCCAAGGAACAGGGGGCCCAGGAACGCAAUGCCCCUUGGCGACUCUUCUUCAGGAAGGAGAUCUUUGCCCCCUGGCACAACCCAGCAGAUGACUACGUGUCCACGAAUCUCAUUUACCAGCAAAUCGUCAGAGGGGUGAAGUUUGGGGAGUACCGGUGUGAUAAGGAAGAAGAUAUGGCAGAGCUAGCUUCCCAGCAAUACUACGUGGAUUAUGGGUCCGAAAUGGUCCUGGAGCGCCUUCUGAAUCUGAUUCCCUCGUACAUCCCGGAUCGCGAGAUCACACCUUCCAAAACCAUUGAGAAGUGGGCUCAGUUUAUCAUAGCUGCCCAUAAAAAGGGAAUCUAUACCCAAAAGAGAGUGGAUCCCAAAAAAGUCAAAGAAGAAGUAGUGGAUUUUGCUCGUUUUAAGUGGCCUUUACUAUUCUCCAGGUUCUAUGAAGCGUUCAAGUUUUCAGGUCCCAGCCUUUCCCAAAAUGAACUGAUUGUAGCUGUAAACUGGACAGGGGUAUACUUUGUAGAUGAACAAGAACAAGUUCUUCUGGAAUUUUCCUUCCCCGAGAUAACUGCUGUCUCCAGCAAUAGAGCCAGCUGUUUUUGCCCAAGCAAACUAAGUGCACCUUUUUGCCAAGGGGUUGGGAAGACGUCUAGUGUUAAAUGUUCAGUCUGGUCUUCAGGAUUAUACCUCUUUGGUAAUGCUUGCUGCAGUGGAGGAAAACUCCAGGGACAGAGUUUCACGCUGGCUACAAUCAAAGGUGAUGAAUACACGUUCACGUCCAACAAUGCAGAGGACAUCCGUGACCUUGUAGUCACCUUCCUGGAAGGGCUGAGAAAAAGAUCCAAAUUUGUAGUCACGCUGCAAGACAAUCCAAAUCCAGCUGGUGAUGACUCCGGUUUUCUCAGCUUCCUCAAAGGAGACUUGCUCAUUCUGGACCAGGACACGGGAGAAAAUGUGAUGAAUUCUGGCUGGGCCAAUGGAGUCAAUGAACGGACCAAGCAGAAGGGAGACUUUCCAACCGAUUCAGUCUAUGUCCUGCCCACUAUGACCAUGCCUCCCCUGGACAUUGUGGCUUUGGUUACAAUGACCCCCAACCAGAGGCAGGACAUCAUAAGGACAGCCCAGCUGGUGAUGAGUGACACUGAAGAGAGGAUAAAGCCAUACACGCUGGAAGAAUUCUCCUUUGAUUAUUUUAGGCCUCCCCCCAAGCACACCCUGAGCAGGGUGAUGAUCACCAAGAACAGGGGGAAAGACAAGCUAUGGUCCUACACCAGGGAACCCAUCAAGCAGCCCUUGCUGAAGAAGGUCCUGAGCAGCGAGGAGCUCUCUCAAGAAGCCUGCAUGGCCUUCAUCGCCAUCCUGAAAUACAUGGGUGAUUACCCCUCCAAGAGGACUCGCUCAGUGAAUGAACUCACAGAUCAAAUAUUUGAAGGGGCUUUGAAAGCCGAAGCUCUCAGGGACGAGAUUUACUCGCAGAUACUGAAGCAGCUGACGGACAACCACGUGAAGUACAGUGAAGAGAAAGGCUGGGAACUCCUUUGGCUGUGCACAGGCCUGUUUGCGCCAAGUAACGUCCUGCUGCUUCAUGUCCAGCGGUUUGUUCAGUCUCGGAAGCAUCACCCGCUCGCCACCGACUGCCUGCAGAGGCUGCAGAAAGCUCUGAGGAAUGGAUCUCGAAAGUACCCACCCCAUCUGGUCGAGGUGGAGGCCAUUCAGCAUAAAACCACUCAGAUUUUCCAUAAAGUCUAUUUCCCAGAUGACACCGAUGAGGCAUUUGAAGUGGAAUCGAGCACCAAAGCCAAGGAUUUCUGCCAAGGCAUUUCCAAACGGCUGCUCCUCAAAUCAUCGGAGGGUUUCAGCCUUUUUAUCAAGAUAUCAGACAAGGUCAUCAGUGUCCCUGAAGGAGAUUUCUUCUUUGACUUCGUCAGACACCUGACCGACUGGAUCAAGAAAGUGAGACCAGCAAAAGAUGGGCUUGUGCCUUCUCUCACCUACCAAGUGUUUUUCAUGAAGAAGCUGUGGACAAACACCGUGCCUGGGAAGGAUUCAAUGGCUGACUCUAUUUUCCAUUAUUAUCAGGAAUUGCCAAAAUAUCUUCGUGGCUACCAUAAGUGCACCCGGGAAGACGUCCUACAACUUGGGGCCCUGAUCUAUAGGGUGAAAUUUGAAGAUGAUAAGUCCUCUUUUCCUAAUAUUCCCAAGCUCCUCAAGGACUUGGUGCCCGAACCUCUUAUGCGGCAGCUGUCCCCGGAUGACUGGAAGAGAUCCAUCGUGGCCUACUUCAAUAAGCACGCAGGCAAAACGAGGGAAGAGGCCAAGCUGGCCUUCCUCAAGAUCGUGUUCCGGUGGCCCACGUUCGGAUCGGCUUUCUUCGAAGUGAAGCAAACAACUGACCCAAAUUAUCCAGAACUCCUCCUGGUGGCCAUCAAUAAGCAUGGCGUCAGCCUCAUCGAUCGGAAAACCAAGGACGUCCUAAUCACCCAUCCCUUCACAAAGAUCUCCAACUGGAGCAGCGGCAACACCUACUUCCAUAUCACCAUUGGCAAUCUCGUGCGGGGGAGCAAGCUGCUCUGUGAGACAUCACUGGGCUACAAGAUGGAUGAUCUGUUGACCUCUUACAUUAGCCAGAUGCUGACGGCAAUGAGUAAGCAGAGGGGUGCAAAAGGCAGCAAGUGAACUGACAACAUCUACUGGUUACCACUCUGUCAGCUGAGGGCCGUGGGCUACCCUUGCAGCUGGGGGAAAACCUUUUCUACAUAUGUAUGGAAAAUGAGUUGCACACCUCCAGAAAACCUGUCAGAUUGUGAAGAUGGGGAGCUUGCCUCCACUUCGAGUGAGGAUGACUACUUGUGAAAAAAAACUUUUCACCAUCUCCACCAGCACUGUUUUCUCCUCUCGCUUCUGGAUAUCAACCUAUACUUCUAUUUCAGACUGUGAUACAAGAGGGGGAAAACUGUUUUUAUGGCAUAUGGAGAAGGUCAUCAGACUUCCGGUUAGGAUCUUUUGAAAAUGGGCUUCAAUAAAGCAGUUUAUGAACCCGAGACUAUGCCAGAAAUUGGAUAAUUUCAUAAGAAUCUA
Messenger RNA from Candoia aspera, 7053 nucleotides. RefSeq names its product myosin VIIA (gene MYO7A). The record is from RefSeq and is a predicted model, not a curated record. The transcript has 47 exons. Gene Ontology annotation, molecular function: ATP binding; protein binding; cytoskeletal motor activity. The coding region runs from base 28 to 6651 and encodes 2207 amino acids. NCBI's taxonomy places the organism in Eukaryota, Metazoa, Chordata, Lepidosauria, Squamata, Candoiidae. Gene Ontology annotation, cellular component: cytoskeleton; myosin complex.